This is a messenger RNA of Octodon degus (degu), 1249 nucleotides long. RefSeq names its product transmembrane protein 150B (gene Tmem150b). Bases 167 to 967 code for a protein of 266 amino acids. The record is from RefSeq and is a predicted model, not a curated record. The transcript is spliced from 7 exons. NCBI's taxonomy places the organism in Eukaryota, Metazoa, Chordata, Mammalia, Rodentia, Octodontidae.
GACAGCCAACUGCCUGCUAGCCGGCCGCACCCAGCAAGCCUUCCAGCGUGCUGACACCCAGGCUGACCCUUGGAAGGAAGAGACUGCAGGCGGUGACCACGGCUAGCGGAGGACGGAGGGUGGACUGGAGGCCGAGGCCGCCGGCCACUGCCUCCCGCAGGACGGCAUGCAGGGCUGCCUGACCCUUCUGCCCAUCUUCCUGGCACUCUGGGCUAUCGCUGGCGUCUGGAUUGUUUUUGCCAUCGCUGUGGCCAACCGGACUGUGAACCUCACCCAAGGAUUCCCCUACAUCAGUAUCUGUGGCUCCUACCCGCCUCAGAGCUGCAUCUUCAGCCAGGUUCUCAAUAUGGGGGCUGCUAUGGCCAGCUGGAUCUGCAUUGUGCGUUAUUACCAGCUCCGGGACUGGGGCGUCGGAACGCGGCUUAACCAGGUGACCAUGUGGUCCGGGCUCAUCUGUGCUCUAGGAACCUCCAUAGUGGGCAACUUUCAGGAAAAGAACCAGAAACCCACACACCUGGUGGGGGCCUUCCUCGCCUUCGUCUCAGGCAACACCUACUUCUGGCUGCAGUGCUUUCUGUCCUGGCGGAUGAAGAGCCUGCCCCAGCCCGGGGAGCCCUGGGUCCGGCCGCUGCGCCUGAGCCUGUGCAGCCUGUGCAGUCUCCUCAUUGUGGCCAUGGUGGUUCUCCACGUCUGGCCGCAGCGCUCGGCCGCCGCCGCCUGUGAGUGGGCCUUGGCCAUGGGGCUCUUCGCGCUCUUCGGGCUCUUCGCCGUGGACUUCUCAGACCUAGACAGCUGCAGCCUGUGCCUGCGGCCACAGGGUCCCCAGGACGCACCCCCAGGGGCCUCUCCGCCCGCAGCUCCGAGUGGCACCAGCGCCGCCGCAGAGCACCCCUGUGCUGGCGUCUGGACGCUUGGAGCCGCCCUGGAGCAGGCACCCCGCGCUCGCCUGUCCCUCCCGAUACAGUGAGGGGGGGCACCCAGGAAGCCAGAGACCAGCCUUGCUUUCGUCCCUGAUCAAGGCUAUUUAUUAUUAUUUUUUGUUGUUGCCGCCCCGGCAGAAUCAGAGACAUGGACGCAGGCAGGAACACGCGAAACCAGAACUCCUUCCGGGAGAGCAAAUCCGUACAGAAGGUCAUAGGGGUCGGGGAGGAGGGGCCCAGGGAGGGAAGCUGGGGAUGACACAGGGACAGAGGGCCCUGUCCGGAUCUGCUAAGCCACCCCAACCAGCUCCCGUCCCUCCCCCACCCCA